GCCGCCGGCCCGGCCAUGUGCCGACAGGGGUGGCUGCUGCCGGCUGCCUGCUCCGCGCCCGCCGCUGCCGCCCGCCUCCUCAGCCUCCUUUCUGCCGCUUAUUUUUAAUAUAUGUAUAUUUUUUGAUCGUUAUUUCAUUUUUUAGAUUUUUUUUUUUUAAACGUUUAUUUUGGUAUUGAUGCUCUGCGAGCGGGAGACUUCGGGAGACGCGGUCCUCACCUGAGCGAGCCGGCCCCAUUCCCCCGUGUGAAGGCUGUUAAUGGAGAAGAGGGCGGAUGACAGCCGGGACCGUGGUCAUCACAGGUGGAAUAUUAGCGACUGUCAUUUUACUCUGUAUCAUCGCCGUCCUCUGCUACUGUAGGCUCCAGUACUACUGCUGCAAGAAGGAUGAAUCCGAGGAGGACGAGGAGGAGCCCGACUUCGCCGUGCACUCGCACAUCCCUCCGCUGCACUGCAACCGCAACGUAGUGCUGACCAACGGCCCCUCGCUCUACUCCUCAUCCCCCUUCACCAAAAAACCGGCCCAGAGCCGGCCCAGCUGUCCCAGUUGCGCUCCCUACGAGCCCCCUACCUCCUUCCUCCAAGAGCCCCCCACAUCCUUCCUCCAAGAGCCCCCAACCUCCUUCCUCCAAGAGCCCACCACAUCUUUCCUCCAAGAGCCCACCACCUCCUUCCUCCAAGAGCCCACCACAUCCUUCCUGCAGGAGCCCCCCACCUCCUUCCUGCAGGAGCCCCCCACCUUCUUCCUGCAGGAGCCCCCCGAGGAGCUGCACAACGGGGGGGACAGGGUGAGCUACAAGACGGUGAGCCAGGAGGACCUGGCGCUGCCCGUGUCCAACCUGCAGGCGCUCAACCCCAACCGGCUCUCGGCCAUGCGGGAGGCGUUCUCCCGCAGCCGCAGCAUCAGCACCGAUGUCUGA
Messenger RNA from Pyrgilauda ruficollis (rufous-necked snowfinch), 920 nucleotides. It is a transcript of the gene FAM163B, whose product is annotated as family with sequence similarity 163 member B. The transcript has 3 exons. Bases 276 to 920 code for a protein of 214 amino acids. Lineage: Eukaryota; Metazoa; Chordata; Aves; Passeriformes; Passeridae. The record is from RefSeq and is a predicted model, not a curated record.